AUGCUUCCGGGCGCCGCAUCUGCGCGCGCGCUGCUUUCACUUUCUCCUCGCGCGGCUCGCGGCAUCUCGCGCCCGACCGCCGCGACCUGCGGCCACGCUUCCUGCAUCUCCCAUAUACAAAUGUUUCCUCAUUCCGGUUUCGAGCGCAUUCGGGGCCGCGGCGGCGCUCGCGUCGUGACGCAACCAGCUAAUCUAGUCGGCGGCGGCGGGAAGUGCAGUGUCGCGUCCCCGCGCCGCGCCCCGCGCGCACCAACCGCGGCCGCGCCGCGCGGCGAGUCGGCGGCCGACACCAGCACCUCGUCGCCGGACCCGGGGCCGCCGUCGCCGCGCAUGGCGGACGCGGGCUGCAGCACGCCGCCGCAUCCGCCGCCCGUGUUCGACGGUGGGGGCUCGCCGUCGCCCUCGCCCGCCUGCCAUCCGACCGUCAUCCGCUCAGCGCCGCCCUACUCCGUCAUCAAGUUCGAGGGUGCCUCCGUCAAGGCGGAGAGCUCGCCCGCCAGCAAGCCGGACGCGCCUUCGCCGUCCCAGCUGUCCUCCGUGAAGUUGGAAGGCGCGCCACCGGAGCCGCCGCAGCCGUACCGGCCGCGGGCGCUGGCGCCGCCACCGACCAGCACCCACCCGUCACUCUCCCCGGGCUACUGGCCGCCAGCCGCCUGCAUCAACGGCGUCAAGCCGGAACUGAUAGGCGGACACUUCCCACCGCAACCCCUAGAGCCCAAGGUCGGAGUGAGGGGGCCCGCCCAGUGGCGUGGCUCGCCGGCCGUCAUCAUGGGUGAGUCUGGCGGCGUCCGCACGAUGUUCUGGACGCUGCCGGCGCCGGCGUCCAGCAACGAACCGUCUGCGAGCGCGUCGCAUACGCCGACACCGCCCACACCCGAUCCCGCCACGUGCACCGAGGAGUCAGCAGCGCGCUUACUACUUAACCUCGGCGGUGACUUGAGGAGGCCACGUGGACCACCGUUGAACAUGGAGCUGCUGUGGGCCGGGGACGUGUCACAGCUGCCGGCGAACCAGCAGACGCACGCGCUGAAUCUGAGCCCGGCAGCUGGCAGUGUGUCGGGGACGUCGGCGGCCGCAAGCGCCAGCUCUCUUUCGAUCCCACGGCCCGAACUACGCGCGUAUGCUUCCGAGACCGAACGCGACGAGGACGAGCAGCCGAUGAUUUGCAUGAUAUGCGAGGACAAGGCGACGGGGCUCCAUUAUGGCAUUAUCACGUGCGAAGGGUGUAAGGGAUUCUUCAAGCGAACUGUGCAAAAUCGACGGGUAUAUACUUGCGUGGCGGACGGCGGCUGUGAAAUUACAAAGGCGCAGAGGAAUAGAUGCCAAUACUGUCGAUUUAAAAAAUGCAUCGAACAAGGAAUGGUUUUACAAGCCGUACGAGAGGACCGCAUGCCGGGUGGCCGUAACAGCGGCGCAGUCUACAACAUGUACAAGGUUAAAUAUAAGAAGCACAAAAAGGGCAACACUAAAGCGGCAACGACGACGAGUCGAGCGUCGCCGCCGGAGAAGCCUAAGGAGCCCAUACCUCCGCUCCCACCGCACCUCGUCAACGGGACCAUCCUAAAGACUGCACUGACCAAUCCCAGCGAGGUUGUCCACUUGCGGGCGAGGCUGGAGAGUGCCGUGUCGUCAUCACGCGACCGAGCAGUGCCCCUAGAGAGGGCGCUGCACAUGAUCCGGGCGUUGAUAGACUGCGACGCUAUGGAGGACAUCGCCACCGUGCGCCACCUACCGGACCUACUCCACGACACGUCCGAGAUCGGCGACAAGCUCUGCAGGAUCGGCGACUCGAUCGUCCACAAGAUGGUCGCGUGGACCAAGAAGCUGCCGUUCAUAAUGGAGAUCCCGAUGGAGAUCCACUCCAAGCUGCUAAUGGAGAAGUGGCACGAGAUCUCGGUGCUAACGACCGCCGCCUACCAAGCGAUGCACGGCAAGCUCGCCCAUGCACCACCUUCGGCGGACCACGAGCACGACUUCAUGCAGGAAGUGAACGCGAAUCUAAGAACGCUGCAGAACUGCUUAACCUCGCUGAUGGGGCGGCCCAUCACGCUUGAGCAGCUACGGCUAGAUGUGGGUCUGGUGGUGGAGAAGAUGACGCAGAUAACCUGCGUCUUCCGUCGCAUCCAGCUCCGCAUGGAGGAGUACGUGUGCCUGAAAGUCUACAUUCUUUUAAACCAAGGUAUGUAUCCCAACACCAGUCUACCACUGCGACUG
This is a messenger RNA of Iphiclides podalirius (scarce swallowtail), 2214 nucleotides long. NCBI's taxonomy places the organism in Eukaryota, Metazoa, Arthropoda, Insecta, Lepidoptera, Papilionidae. The record is from the annotation of a GenBank genome assembly.